ACUUUUUAAUGAUUUUACAUUAUAUAUGCGUUGUGUAAUUUUAUUUUUAACGAGAAUCCCUUAUUCUUCGAAUGGCAUACUACAGAUCCCGCCGUAGAUGGAUGAAUGUCGUAUUUCAAAGGGAUUGUUUCUUUAACCCAACUAAUCUAUACACGGCUACUUACGAAACACCGAGUUUGUGCACAUAACAACCGUGUUUCUGAAUGAUGCGUUAUGUAAUCCGAGCGUUGCAAGUUGCAGGUUGCCGCCGCGUUUGCAUGUGUGCGGAUGCGUGCAGGCGUCACGCAGCGCAAGUAGUAGCGAUAAGCCGGCUGAUAUUAAGGCGCGAUAACGCGAGACAGGUUAUAGAUACAGUCAAUGUGUGCCAGUGAAACAACGAUGCUUGCGAGGGCCUUGAAAGUGCCUAUUAAGUUGCCAGUUCCUGACAAUUGAAAUCAGGAAAAAGAAAGGGAAAACUUAAUGUACUUCAUAUAUUAAUGUUGAGUUAAUUAUAUCGUUUCAUGGGGUUCCACCCACAUAGAUAACCUCGUGUCACCGCAGUGUCCAAUGGUGUUUGAACUCGGCCAUUUUUGUGGUCACUGGUGACGGUGGAAUUCCCUAGCUAAUUAAAGUCUAAUUAUUCAAUCAUAUUUCCGCAUUUUCCAACACAAGAUUUAUAAUUGCAGUGAUGGACAAUUAGGAAAUAACGUAUUACCAAUGUUUAGGUGAAAGAAGAAACUAAAGUAAGGAGAGUCCUUUAUGUAUAAGGUUAACACUGAAGAUACCGACUGUCGAUAAAAUCAAUGAAGAUAAGAAAUGGAGGAAUAUUUUAUAAAUAAUUCAUCGGAUAUCUUGAAGAAUGCUUCUUGAAAAGAAGAAACAGGCUCAGGAAGAUAAAUGAUAUAUUUAAUCAAGAAAGAAUCCUUCAGGGAUGUUUCCCUUGCUUCAGAUUAUGUCAUCUAGUGAUUUUUCAAAAUAUAUGGGGAAUUAUUGGUUCAAUUUUGUUUAUGUCGAUGGGUAGGCUUAUAAAUAUGAAUCCUGUAUAGUUGGAUUAUUAUAAUUGAUUGACAGACCGAAGGACAGUUUUAUAGUUGUCAUUUUAAUAGACUGUAUCGUUGAACAGUUAUAAAUUGCAUGGUUGUCAGUGACUUGAAGCAUAUUCAGGCAUAUACCGGGUGGGAUUAAAUUGGAAGUAAAUUUUUUGUUUGCAAUUCUUGAUAUAACUAGAGAGAGGCCAUGUUCCCCAAACCACAGAAAGUCCUAAAAAUAUAUUGAGGAAAUCUUUGAAGAUAUUUUCCACAGAUUUUGAAAAUAAAUAUUUUCAAAGCGAAAAUGUUCAAACGCAAUAUUUGUCACUAUGUUAUUUUACGAAGAAAAGGAAUUCUCAUAAUCCCGAUGUCAGCUGAAACACGAAAGUCUUGCAAAACGAGUUUUGCUAAUCAAGGAGUUUGUUUCGGUGAAAUCAGAUAAUUGGUUUCUUCAUACCGUUGGGAAGGAAAAAGUGUGUUCCAGUCAAAUCUGGUAAUCAGACACUAUCAUCUUCUAAGGAUAAGAAUCUCAAAAGUUCUUCUUCGCCCUUAGGUUAUGUUUCCAUGAAGACCCACCAAUUUUCAUUAAAUCUAACCUAAUUCAAGACUAACCUAACUUCAAAGGCAUUCCAAUCACUUAUCUAUCUUUAAGGCAUAUUUUCAAUGCAAUUGAUGCAAUUUUUAAGAAAUACGUAUCCUAAACAAAUCUUCAGUGAACUACCCAUCCUUAAGCCUGACUUUCAUUGCGGUUGUUUGAAAUAUUAGGUUAGCGUGCUUGAUGCAGUUUUAAGGGAAAAUCAUUGAUACGCAAACCUAUAGUUUAGUGUUUCAAAGCGGCGAGACGGUGAGUGGUGAAAAGGAACAGCCGCAAAACGAGUUCAAUGAACCCACGUUUAAUUACACGGGGCUCCACACUGGCUGCGCCACGCUGAAACGAUACACCAGUUCGCAUCUUCCAGGCGCUACCACGUUCUACCGAUUAGCAUGAUCAUCUUUAUUAAUUCGAGGAUACGUUUCGUUGAACAGACACUUCGUUUCGUCGGUGUAAAGAAAUCACCUCGCUGUUCCGCUAAUUCGUUAUUCGGAUUCUCCACUGUAAUUGUGGUAUAUCCUCCGGAGGGAGGGGGUUUAAACCAGAAAUCAUUUCUCAUAGUUCGAUUCGACUGGAUCAUUAACGAUCGCCAUCGCGAAGUUACGAAACCCGCAAUCAUUGUCAACAACCAUUCGGCCCUGUACCUGUCCUGAUGGAUCAGGAAUGUUACUCUGGUUGGAUCGUUGCCAACACUUCUAUAAUUCCAUGCUUUCAAUCCUCUCCUCUGACCUGGUUGUCGUUUCCUGGAUUUUUCGGAAGAUAUGAACGGUGUCUGAAUUCCCUAGGAACUAAUCACACUCCUGUUACCAGUGGUAACUAAUUUAUCAAAUGUUGAAUACUAAAAUUGGGUAUAUGCUUUGGAUGGUAAACAGAAAUUAUUUCAUAUUCUAGGGAUACCUAGGAAUCUAGGGAUUAUUCCUUAUGCUUGCAUUUAGUGGAAUAAUUUCUAGGGAUACCUAGGAAUCUAGGGAUUAUUCCCUAUGCUUGUAUUUAGUGGAAUAAUUUCUAGGGAUUAUUCCCUAUGCUUCCACUUAGUGGAAUAAUUUCUAGGGAUCCCUAGAUCGAAUAAUUUCUAGUUAUCUUUAAGUUUACCGAGCCAGGAUUUUUACAAUUUUUUCUCUAUAAUUGUAGAAAUUCAAUAUUCAUUUUUUUAUUCUUUUUUUAAAAAGGAAGGUUAGAAUGAGAUUGAAUAACCACAAACUUAAUUGAAAGCUAGUCUAAAGUUCUGUUCUGGGUUGAACCGAUCAUUCAGGACCUAGGAACACUGGGUCGUCCUACUUCCUAACGCUCGGCCGUUGUUAACAGAAAUAGAACAUUCAUGAUUUAUCCUCUCGAUAGAUUCUCGUGCAAAUUGAAAUCAUUGAAAUCCUGUACUCGCAUUUCCAUUUGCUUCGAGUUAGUUCAGACGUUGUUCUUCAUCGUCGUAGACAGCUGUUAUCAAUUCUGUGAUAAGAAGUCUAAUUAAAAUAUUUAUAGAAAUAAUAUGCAGGUAUCAUAAAUUGUAAUCUAACAUCCUCGAGCCAAAUAAAAAAUUGAAUUUUUUAUUUAAAUAAUUUUAGAUUAGCUUGAAAGUUUUUCAAGUUUCCAUGGAACCUAAGAUAAAGGAAUACCCUAGAUCCACAUAAAUUAAAGGUACUGAUGGAUUGUUCAAAUAACAAUGUCUCUGACUCAGCUGGAGUCUGUGGGUCCCUUUAAAAUCACCAGAAAGUGUGACGUUCAUCGUCAUCGUUGGCGUCAUCGGUGCUCCAACCAGCCGGUUUUCCCCCUUGGGGGACGACCUGGUGUUCGAAGCUUGUCGUCUCUUUUAAGAGCCCUGCCAGAAGGGUGGCGGCGACCCCUUUCGACGGUGGCAGAGGGGCAGUUAUCGAUUCUACGGCUCUCCCUCUUCCCCUACUUCCGGAUAGAACCGCGUCAAGGAGAAAGCGUGGCAGACCGUGUGUGGACUGCAUUAUCUUUCCUCUCUUGGCCUUCGCUUCUCUUAUCAAUAUUCGUUUGCCUUUUUCUUCAUUUUCUUGUCACCUCUGCCCCUUUAUUUUGUCGCGUUCUCUAUGCUCCUCUUGUGAAAGAAAAUUCAGACCUUAUUAAUCAAUUUAAAAAUUGAUCUCUGCAUUUCAAAAUUACAUCCACAACUAUGUAGAUAUAAUAUUGAAAAUAUCAAUGAUGCAGCUGUAGGAAGUUAAAAACUGAAGCACUCGGCCAAGACUUUCACUCCCAUUUCUCUACCUUUUUAACACCCUGUAUGUGAGUUUCAAUCCCCUCCAAGUUUGUCCCGUUCUCCUUUCCUCGAGCGGCACUCUGUUCUCUCAAUUCUCACUCAGCUCGCUUCUCUCCUCCGCAUUGUGUCCUCCUCGUCGCCCUUUUCACUUUUUUUUUAUUUCUGCCUCCUUUCAUCUUGCUCUGUUUCAUACCACUUCAGCUAUAUCCCUCUUGGUCGCUGUCCGUCGGUCUCUCCCUCUAUAAUCAUUUGGGGUUCACCCUGUCUCUCACUCCCUUUGUCCCUCUCGCUUCACCCUGGGUACCGGUCGAACGAGGACGAAUAAACGCGAGAGAGGAGGAAAUAUUGUUUACGAGAUCAAGAGAAAAGGGAUACGAGGGAGGAGGAGAAAAUAAAUUGAAGGAAAAUGAGGAUUUUCCAAAUUCCUGACUUCCUAUAACAAUAGGGAUCCAAGUCUCUGGAGUUUUCUGAUUUAUUCUUAUUCUUCCUCAAUUAUUCCAUUGAAUUUGGAACUUUAUACUGGUGAUUCCGGUUUUCUUCUUCAUUCUGACUGUUGAGGAACUGAGAAACUGUAAUUAACAUGGAUGAUCCAUGUACUGUGACGCUGUAACAUUGAAGACCUCAAUUUUCUCAUUUAUCCUAAUUGACGCAGAGGCUCAGGGAUUGUAUUUAUAGUAUCAGAAGUUUUCUGCCAUUGGAUUACCCUAAGCAGGUUAUUGUGAUAAAACUCAGCCGUGGAACGGUGCAAGGCUUUUGAAACGAUAAAAAUUGUUUUACAAUACCGUGCGUCACGUGCAGCGAGCAGAAAACAAGGGAAACGAAAUGCAAAACACGCCUGCCACGAUGCGAACGCAAACAGAGAAGCAGCCCCAGCGGACGUGACUGGUAGCAAGACGAGCAGCGAGCCGGUCCGUCGUGGGCCAAAUUUCUCCCCGGCAACGACGGCGUCCUCGACCUCAGCGUCGUCCCCGUCGCCUUGCGUGGACGCAAGGAUGGUCGCCUCGACGCACAAUCUAGACGAGCUGACCGUGAGCCAUCCGACCAGCGCGAGCAGCGACCGACAGCAACAGCAGGAGAAGCACGGACCAGCGUACAGAUCGGCCCAGACCGCUCAGGACAAGCGGAGCAGGCUCAGCAACGUGAUAAACAACCUGAGGAAGAAGGUCCCGGACUCAAGGAAUGGUGAUUCCCCGAGGAAGGAGGAGGACGAUAGAAACAGCGUGGAGAGGAACCUGGAAACGCUGGAGAAGUACGUGAUGACUGUGCUGAACGGGGUGAUCAAGGACGAAGAGGAGGAAGACGGAGAGGUGGGCAGGAAGAAGGAAGAGAAGGGAAAGGAUCCUGAGAAGAUGACCGAGGAACAAGAGGACGAGGACUCGAAGGGUCCGGCAGCUAAGUUCGAACCUUCCAAGCCCAACGAGAGCAGGACAGAGGCUGCUGUAUUCUCCUCGAAGCAGCCUGAGAAGCCAGAGGCUAAGGAACCCAUGGGGCAUCGGAAAUCGGAGACUAGAGAAUCAGACGUUCUCCAGAAGGAAGAGAAAGUCAGCUCUAUAUCGAAGGAACCGACCGAUGGCUUCAGAGAGGAGAACCAGGCUCUUAAAGUGGAGGCUGCCGAGGAUAAAUGUUCUUCCAGAGAAACGAAGCCUGAGGAUGAUUCAGUCCAAGAAUCGACGAGAACCGAUGCUCAGGAAGAGGAGAGGAAGGAAAAUCGUUCGUUAGGAACGAUCAUCAUGGAGAGGCUCAGCGAGCAUCAGACUGAAGAGAAGGGCAGUAUAGAAGCUGCUAAGGAGCAGGCUCGAGAGUUCGUUCCCGAGAACGUGGAGCUCAGGAACGUAUGCAGGGAUCUACUGAACGAUCUGUUAAACGGUAUCAAUCAGUUGAUCGACGAGAAGAGUCAGGCAACUGAGGAUAGUAGACCAGUGGAGGGCUCUGUCGAGGAAUCCAAGGACUCCAGGAGUCCUGAUCUCUCCACGACCAGCCUGCACUGUAGCUUACCUCUGGACAAAGUGGCAUCGGUGCUGCAGAAUUGUCAGAGCAACGAAUUGGUCGCCCCUCAAUCGCCUUCGUCCUCCUCCUCGUCCUCUUCGUCCCAAGGUUCGAAGUCUCCUAGCAAACCUACGUCCCCUACGGUUAGGCACUUGUGCCUCUAUUGCGACAGGAAGUUCCUGUCGAUAUCCCUGAGGCAACGGCACACCGAGAGGGUCCACCAGCAAGGCGGUGGCAGAAGGUCGGAGAGAAACUCGAGGAGACCCUCGCAGAACUGUCAGUACUGCUCGGACAAGUGCGCGGAGAGCUUGGAGAGUUUGUUCCAGCACAUGGUCGGCACCCACGGGGACAAGUAUUACGCCUGCGUGCAGUGCUCCACGAGGUACCUGACCAGGGAGGCUCUGGCCGGGCACAUGAACGAGAACCACGCGGACAGGAACCUUCAGAUUCAGGAGAAGACGAAGGAGCCCUCGAGCUCGCCCUGCAAGGAGCUAGGUAACCAAAGCCCCCGCGACAGGCCAGACCCUCUGAGCCCCAAAGAGAGAAGGUCAGACGAGUCCGAUCACGAGCACCGUGCCGAAUCUAUCCUCCUGAAACCAAUGAUUUCCAUGAAGGAUAACUUCAGCAACCCGGGUAGUCCGGAGUUCGACAGUUCCUUCUACAGCAGCGUCAGUUGCAACAUCCGGGAGAAUCUUCUGCAUCACCUGGACGGCAAGCUUCAGAGCUCUUCCUCGGCUAUAGCGACCACCUCCUUGAUCGUCGACUCUAAGCUCCAGCUCCAGCAACAACAGACUUACUACGAGCAUAGCGCCAACCAGAUCCAGUUCCCCAUAGAUAUUUCUUUAACGGCCGCGACACCAGUCUACUCGAAAGACUACGCCAACGAGGAGUACGAGAACAACAGCGAAUACGCUCAGAAACCCGGCAAAAGGAACCGAUCCCAUCCUCGAAGAGUGUCCUUCGAGAAGUAUAAUUUUCCAAGGAAGUACGACGGGAAGGAACAGUGGACCUGUUCCAUCAAGGAUCUCAGCAAGUUCGAUAUCUCCACUCAGUUGUCGCUGAGGAAGAAGCAGCAGCUGCUGAAGGAACGAUAUACGUUGAGUAGGUUGCACCAGAUCUCUCUGAUGAGUCCCUCUGGGACCACGGAUAUCGCGCAGGACGAGCAAGACCUGGAGUUGAGCAGUCCUGAGGAAUCUAAGAGCGUCGAGGAGGCUUCUGGUGGAAAGAAGGAGAAAUUGAUAGAGUCUAUGGUGGAAGGGACCGAGGCGAUGUCGCCUCGUUCCACCGAGUUUAGCUCUGAAUUUGAGAACUUCCUGAGGCUGAGGAAGUGGGACGAGAAGACGUCGAACGAGGCGGCGAAGAAGCAGGAGGUGGUGUACGCGGAACUCACUGGAGAGUGGUCGAGACCCAGGAUCUACAUUUGUGGCGCUUGCGCUACCAGACAUGUCACUCUGAAGGAGAUGGAGGACCAUAAAGCUAUCUCUCAUCCAAACGUUUGGUGCUCUCACUUUGAGUUCUCUGGCGACCAGAGGGAGCUCUACAAGCAUCUCUUUCUACCAGGAAAAAAUAUACCCACCGCAAAAGCAAGGGCUGCCAUGUUGGCAGAGAAAGUGUGCACCAAGUGUUCGAAGAACUGCACAACAUUGUCAGAGUUGCACAGGCAUAUGUUGGAGUGCGGAGGGGACCAAGCUUGGCUGCUGGGUCUCUUUGGUAAUGGAAAGAAAAAAUGCAAGUGGAGACCGUUUGGUAGCCGCAGUAGAAGACGAAGACAACGUGGGAUGAAAAGAAAUAUUCAGAACUCGCAGACACCCAGGGUGAACACACCCAAGGAGAAGCAACCUACCGGGCCAAGAGUCAGACCCAGUGAUAGAGAAAGUAUUCAGAAAAUGCUGGCGAAUUUGCCACCCAAGAGGGCUACCAGGAAGGUGCUACAGGAUAGUACAAUGAGGACACAGGGCAGACUGCGCAAUGUGCAAACCAGAACCAGACCGCGUAUGGUCGGCGACAAUUCCACUGCGUCGCGUAUGUCUCGUAACAAGGCUGUGCUGAGGAACAAGUUGCUGAAGAACGCGAAGUCGAUCCAGCGGAAUCGUUGCCGGAUCGAUAACAUAUCAGCGGUGAUCGAGAGCGUUGUGAGGAACUACCAUCCGGACAAGACGUCGGACGACGACAAGGACGCAGUCGACGGGUACAUUGACAAAGAAACCAAAGAGAAAUCGAUCGACGAAUUAAAUGCUGAAUUGGUGAACGAGAAGAGCAACAGGACCAAGGUUGGCAGGGGUCCCAGGGUGCUGGGGAAAAGGAGGAACGUUAGAACGAAGGAUGGAGCAACGAGAGGGUUGGACCAGCCUAGGAAGGGUAACCUGAAGGCAAGAGCCAGGGGGAUGCUGAAGAAUCCUUUGGACCCAAAAGCAGAAGGCUCUAGCGAGUCUCUGAAAGCUCCUAAAGGUGUCAGAGUGUCACCCAAGAACGUUGAAAAGGAGGCUGAGGUAAUCGGGCCAGAAGCUAGUCCAGUGGAGGCUAAGUCUCCUAAUUUCUUAUCGAAGAACAAGUCUUCUACGCAAACCACGCCCAAGAGAAAGCGACCGGUUGAUCCCGUGGCAUCUCUGAAUGCCUCCAUCAAGGCGAAAUCGCAGUUGAGAACCCAGGACGGGAAAUUUGCCAAGAAUCCUAAUAAGGACCCCUUUAGCCCUGUUAAGUCCUCGGAGAACAAGUCACCUGUAUUUGGACGGCAGCUGUCGAAGGAAAGGAUCAACGAGAUCAGUCCGGAGACGUCUGUCACUAGGUCCAAGCUGAGGACAGUGUCGAGGAACAGGAAUAACGAUCAGCCACCGAAGAGGACCACCAGGUUGUCUUCGGACAGCGACAAGAUGCCCACCUUGGAGCCAGUUGUUCAAAUUCUCACCAAUAGCGAGGACUACACUGAAGCGACCAAUGAUCUGCCUAUCUUGUCUCCAGUCACUCCAUCCUCCAGUCUAGAGAAGGCAUCCCGUGGUAAAAACCUAAUUGGCAAGGUAGGAGCGAGGAAAACGAUGGAAGGUGAGAAUACAGAAGCUGGGGAGGCUGUCCAAGUGGAGGAGAGAGAUCAUAAGCAGAGGGGCAGGAGAGCAAAGAGUGACCUGAGGAACUUGGAGAAGAAUAUGACUGGUAAGGGUGAAGGAGGCAAAGUUAAAGAGAAACUGAAGAGGAAAAGUGCUCCUGCUAGAAUGUUAAACGUGGAGGAGAAGAAAACAGUAAAAAAUAUUGAAGAGACGAGUCUGAAGAAGGAAUUGAAGCAGAAGAAAGAGGAAGGAACAAGGACACUGGAUACCAGAAGCAACUGGAAGACGAGGACGUUCGAUGAGGAGCCAAUAAAGCUGGAAAAUGUUCCUUUCGAGGUGAAGAAACUGAUUGGAGCGGAUAACAAAGAUGAUUUAAUGAAUAAAUUAGUCCUCACCUCUUUGACUUCCACCUCCAAACGGUGUUUGAGGCAAUCUAUGACCAGAGUCAAGUUUGGACAGACUAGAUGCAAGAUUCGUAAGGAUACAGAGAUGGAGAAGAAGGCUGAUUCAGGGUCGAUGUCGGAUGCUUCUACGAAGAAGGAGAAGUUCGAGGCUCGAAGGAAGUCUCUGAGAAACACCGAAAGGAAGUUCGAGAGGAGCAGGACUGUGAAGGAGGAGAAAUUCGAUCAGGCCAAUAAGAUCUGCGAGGCUGUGAACGAGGUUAAAGCAUCCAUCAGAGGUAGAAGGAGCAGUAGCUUGUCCAAUGACAGCAAAUCGACGAUGAACACCGGUCAAGUGUACCCUUCGGAUAAGGCAGAGGAAUCGACAGUCCAGAACAGCGACAGGAGGCAGACCAGGGGUUCGCUGAUGAACUCAAGCGAGGAGCAAAACGAUGUUGGCGAGGUGUCCCAGAAGAAGAUCGCUUCCACUGGAAAAAGAAGAGGACGGGUUAGAACCAUCAUCGAAGUUUCUGAGAAGAAUAACGUUGAAGCUGAUAAGAACUCGACCGAACCCACCGAUAAGUCCUGUCCCAUUGAUCAGAAUGAAGCAAAGCUAAGAGAAGAGAGUAUUGUCAAAGAUAAACAGAAGGAUGAGGACAAGGAGCCACUGAAGUGUCCUGAUGUUUCAGAAACGAACAAGAUAAAUACGAAUCGUCUUCAGGUAGAGACCAGCAGUUCUGUGGACAGUGGCAAAGAAAAUACAUUAGAGACACCAGCACCUGUUCAGAAGCUGAAGGUUGGGAGGCCUAGGAAGUCCUGGGGAGCGAAACGCGAAAGGACUUCGAAGAGGUCCUUGAACAACGUGAUCGGUAUCCUUACAGAGGGCAUGAAUAUCCCUGCGGAGACGCAACAGAGUGUACCUUUGGCUCCCCAGCCAGCAGUGGACAUUGCGAGUCCUGAAGAAAUCUCAGGUAGCAGUAUCCAACAAGCCAGUGAUGAUUCUAAGCCAGUAAAUGAGGAUAAAUCUGAAAAGGAUUCGCAAAAGCAAAUUACUGAAAGGGCAGGUACUCCUGUUCAGAAUCCUGAAGAGGAAUCGUGCCAACCUAAAGCUUCAGAGACGUCCGAGGAGGACACUUCUGUAGAGAAUUGUAAGGAAGAUUCUUCAGAGAAUUCUAAACCUUCUAAAAGCACUAAGGAAGAGUUACCAACUGAUGAUAUAAUUUUGGACCUAUCCAGGAGGAAGCAGAAAGGUAAAGGCUCGUUCUUGGAGAAGAUUGUCUCAAAAAUAGCUAAGCAGAAGGAUGCUCUAUUGGAAGGUGAGGUUGGAUCUUUAUUGGACACAGCUGCUGAUGAGUUGACGAGUAUUCUAGACGAAGUUGGACCUUCCUUGUCAGAGAUCGCUGAGAACUCGGUCGAGAAGAAUACUAGGACUGAAGCAGAGCAAAAUGUGCAAGGAUCUGACGAGCAUUCUACUUGCAGGAACUUGGAGAACAAGGAUACUAAAGCUGAAGGUGAAGAAAAAGCAUUGGAGACCUCAGCCACGUUGAAACAAUCUAAAGAAGAGAAGGAGAAUAAUGAAGGAAACAUUGAUAGAGAAACUUCAGUAGACAAGAAACCUUCUGAUGAUCAACUUAGGCCUGAAGAGAAGAAUACUGAAAGUUCUCCAGACACAAGCAAGGAGGUAAUUAAUAGCAAAGAAAUAGAGCCACAAAUCACUCCAGAAGAAGAAUGUAAAGUUGAAAUAUUUAAAGAAGAUCCUAACAAAGACACCAAAAUCUCAUUAAAGCCUGAAGAGUCUGAGAAAUUAAGUGUAAGUGAUCAGCAAAGUUCUAACGAGAAGGUAUCCAAGAUCCACAAGCAUCCCAAUAAAGAGGGUCAUCGAAGGCCCAGAGGCAGAAAGCCUGCUGUGAAGAACAAGACUGUUGAUUUGAUCAAUGACAGUGAAGAAAGCGAGGAAGAGGAUAAAACCGAGUUACAGAACAAGAGUAAAAUAGUAAAGAGUGUAUUUGGUCGAGUUUUUGGGAGUGAAAAGACGGAGAAGGUGAAGGAGUCGUUGAACGAUUGGGUGUCCAAGUCAGAAGAAGACUCAGACUUAUCAAGAGCUAAUUUUGUAUCCACUAGUUCCAAUGUAACGAAUGCUGAAGCAACCUCAGAGGCAAGGAACGAGGACAAGAACUUGAAGAAACAUUCAGUCACACCAUCUGUACCUUCUACCACUAGAAAGAAACCUGGAAGGAAGCCCAAAGAUAGCUCUUCAUCUGACAAAAUCAGCCAGGAAUUCUCCAGUUCUUAUUUCGUGCCUGUGCCACCAAACAAGAGCAGGCACUGCAAGAAGAUAGCUGAAGAGAGGAUCUUUAGGUCUUUCUUCCUAGGGAUAGAGCAGAAGAAAACUAACUAUGGAUUGAGAAAUCAAAAUAAAUCUGACUUGAGCAUCAAGGACAGUGAUUAUGGAUCCUUCAGCAAUGAUGAGGACUUCUGCAAGAUGGUUUCCUUGGAGGAUACUCUGCAAGAGGAAGCUGAUCCUAAAAGCAGAGAUGCUAAAACUGAGGAUGAGGCGAUGUCUUCAGAGGGUCUUUCCAAGGAAUUUUGCAACGAGAAGAGUUCUCAUAAGGAAUUAGCUGAAGAGUCUAAUAGUAAACAGGAAAUUGGACCCAGUCAGUUAAAUCCUGAAUAUGAAGAAAAUGCUUUCUUCAAGGAACAGAAAGAAUCAACUAUCUGUGAUGCAGAAAUUGGGAAAGAAUUUUCCUGUCCAGAACCCAGUCCUGUUUCAAACGAAGCUCAAUUAUUAACUGUUCAGAAUAUUUCAGAAGAGAAGAAGAACCAGGAAGCUGUAUCUGAGGAGACGAAAAUCAAAAGGAAAUCGAAGAAGCGAUCUCUGGAAGGAAACUCCCCGAAGAAGAAUAAAAGAAAAUCUGUAGAACCAGUGGACAAUUCUGAAGAGAACUUGAUCCCUGAUGAAUUGGAUCUGGCUGAUAUCAUGGAGCUGAUUGACAAAUCAAAGCAAGUGCCUUCUACCAAAGAUAACUUUGAGGAUGAUCUGUUUGUGGAGGAACGAAUUCAAUGUGGCAAAAGGAAAACUAUCAGCGAGGAUAGGGUAUCGAAAAAUUCAGAUAGCAAAAUGAGCCAGGAUACUCGAGUAGCUGAAGAAUCAACUGAAAUUGCGAAAAAACUUAAGGUGGACUCAGAAGAGAAAGCUCCAGACAAAAAGGAUGAAACUGAAGUUGAAAGAAACAGUAUUGAAGAUUCUGAAACAGCUAGAGAUGAGGACAAUAGUUCAUUAUUGUUAAAAAUCUCUGGGAAAAGGAAAUCCUACGUUGCAAGUGCAGAUCAUUGUCAGAUCCCUGAAUCUCCAGUCAAAAGCUCCUCGAAAAGAAGAUCAAUUCAUGAUGAAAAAUCAAGUGAAUCAUCUAAGGAAGAUGCACUGUCCAGGCUGGAGUCUGUUGAAGGAACAGAGUCUGCUGGAAGUGAAAUUACAUCUGAAAUAAUAAAUGAAGAACAAAUUGAAAGUAGUUCUAUUAUUAAUAAUAAUGUUGAAGAGUGUCAGUCAUCAGUGAAUGAGACAUUGGAUAUUACAGAAAGGUCAGAAAUAAGAGAAGAGAAGCCUGCUUUGGAGAAUGCAGAGAAUCAACAGCAAAGUAAAGAAGAUCUGAUUAAAAAUCUCCCAGAAACUAAGCCAACAGAACCAGUGAAAUCCCCAAUUACAGUUAAGGUAUUAAAAAAACGAGGUAGGAAGAAGAAAAAUCCAGUUGAUAUUCAAACUAAAGUAAUUAAUCAAGAGAAUUCUCAGUUACCACCAGUAAACGUGGAUCAGGUUCCCAGGAGAUCCUUGAGAACAAGUCGGUUCAACGAAGACCCUGAAGAGCGAAACAAGAUUUCUAAUGAUGCAAUUAAAUCACAGACUGCAUCCCCAAGUUUGGAACAAUUUAAAGUCCCAGAGGUGACAGAGGUAUUGCAGCUCACCAAGAAGAGAACAUACAAAAGGAGGUCAACGACUGACGAGCACUUGGAUGGUCAAAACAGUUCACCUUCUGUCGAAUCAGAAAUGAGCAGCGCAAAAUAUUCAGAAACAAAGAGCCUUAAUGAAAAGGAAGAGCAGCCAAGUGUUCAUCAGAAAGAUUUUCUGGAGAAUAAGCAAUGUUCUUCCAAAGGUUCUCAUCAGUUGGGUUUGGAGAGAUCAAGCUCUUCAGGUUCCAUUGAUCUGUCUCAGACGAAUAGGAGGAGGUCGUCCAAGAGAAAACAGCUCUCCUCCGAGGAUCUAUCCGGUCAGAAGAACCUGAACCUUCGAGCAGAGAGCGUGGACAACCUGUCGGAGACUUCCUGUACCAGCGAGUCCAGUUACUUCAGGAAGAAACGGUUCACCAAAAGGAAGAAAGAGUUCCAGGAACGUCGAGAGGACGUGCAGACAGAUACUUCCAUCACGGACCCUGAAUCCAUGGACUCAGAGAAACCUGCUGACAGAAGGCAGAGCCUGAGGAGAAGGGCGAAGGAGAACAUAUCCUUCGAGUAUUCUGCGUUCGACCUCGUCGACUAUUUCGGUAUUCCAAUGGACAUGGAGGAUUCCCCACAGGAAGACACCGUGGAGAACAGUGUCAACCAAGAGCCAGAUUCAACGACUGAGGAAUUGAUCCAAGAACCCACCGCGAACAAUAUAUCUAAUCAAGAACCUGAAGAAAUUAGCACAAGCGAGGACAAGUCGACAGAGGACACUAGGAAGUCAGAAGUAGAAGAGGAAGACGAUUCGAAGGGAGAGGAGAAAGCAGACGACAAACUGGAAGAACUUCCUCAGUCUCAAGAUGACUUCCAGACACCAAAGAAGAGAGCUGCAGGGAACUUUGUGGUGGUCCACAAGAAAACUGGCGAGAUUCUGAUCGUGGAGAAGAGGAAGAAGCUGACGAAAGAGGCUGCCAGGUUCUUCUGCGACGUCUGUGCUACCAGUUUCACCAGGAAGAGCUCUCUGAAGAAGCACAAUCAGUCUCAAUCGCACCUCGUGCAAGUAACCAAGUUCAGAAAAGAUAAAACGUUGAUGGAGUGCAAGGAAAACCUGGAAGACACCUGCAGCAUUGGUCAGAAUGAUGUUUCCAGCGAUGAGAACAGGAGUACCACUGAUGAUGUUAAGAAAGAUCAGAAGGAGAACUUCUUGGAUUCCUUGUACGAUCAGACAGACCUGAAGUCUGUGGAAGAUGAGUCGUCUAGCUAUACUGGGCCAGCAGACCAAGAGUUCCUGAUGGAUUCCCAUCAACGUAUCUUAGAGGAUGAACUACUGGACGAGGAGAUUUGCAAAAUCACUGAAAACAUGAGUCACGAUGAGUACGUCCUCACUGACCACGUGAGUCCUGGGCCAGAGUCCACGUCCACGCCCAUCAAGGUGGAGAUCAAGAAGACAGAGGAAGUUGGUAAGAAGAAGAAACACGAGAGGAAGAAGGAGAAGGCUAAGAAGAAGAAUCUUAGCAACGAACAGGUAACACUGGAUAGCUCUGAAACUGAGGGACCUAUAGACUCCUCUAUGAUGAAUCUUUUAGACACAAGUAUGUCUAUGGAAACUUCAAAGCUGAGUGAUAGUGAUUCAGAAUAUUCUUUUUUACUGGCAAACUCUCUUGCUUGUACUCUGAACAAAUUUCGAGAGAAAUAUUUACAGAAUGCAGGUAGGACAGAGGAAAGCCAGGAUGGAAAGGAUUUAACAGAAUUGAAAAAGGAUUUGGAGCAACAGGAGCGAACAGGGUAUUCUGAAUCGAACCUUGAUGGAAAAGCUGAAAAUUUGAAUGGUAAAGAUGUUCCUAAAGAAAAUCAUUCUACUGAACGAUUGAGCUUAAAGCUCAUCAUAAAUAAACGUAGCCUAGAAAAUUUUAAGGAACAAGAUACUCCCUUGGAUCGUUUAGAUACACUGGCUAAAGAGAAUGAAGAGAAGCCUGAGGAUCCUUUGGAUUCUUUCGGUGACCCAAUCAAAGAAAUCAAUCAGCUGGAACCUGAAAUUGAUCAGCUCAAUUUGGAUAUGUAUCUUGGAUCGUCGAAACAAGUAGAAAACAGAAAGAGCACAGAAAAUAUUGAAGACUUUGAUACUUUCAAGGUACAGAGCCUUGGAGAAGAUUUGGCUGAUCGACAAAAUUCUAUGGUCAUUGAGAAUGAAAUGCAAAAUGAGUCUGUGAAAGAAACUAGGCAUGGGAAAUCGAAGAAAGGUAAGGGGAGAAAGCAUCAGGAAGAGAUAGAAAGUUCAGAUGAUACGAGAAGAACGUCCAAAUCUAAAGAUAAUCAAAGUAAUCAGAUAUCAGAGGGCACGAAUGGUCAGAAAUCAACUGACAAUUCUAAGACACUUGAGUAUAACGAUGAGAAUCCAGAGCUUUUAUUGUACGACUCGCAGUUAGAAAGCACAGGUAUUAAAGUGAACAAUGUAAUCAGUCCCUCAAAGGUUGAGGCUAAAAAUGAAGAAGAAUCUGAUGAAUUAAAAACGAUUGAAGAUCAGGACAGCAGAAAAGUUCAGCAUGAAUUAAACUCUUUAGAAAAAGUUGUAUUGAGACACUCAACAGAGGAGGAGCAGCUGAACCAAGAAACCAUUGAUUCUAAAAACAAAAACAGUUCCUUCAAUUCCUUGGAUGAAGAUGAAGACUCGUCAUCGUCUAGCCUGGCAGACAAACCUCUGUCGCAGCUUUUACUGAGGACCAACCUAAAAGUAGACACCGGUAAGAAAUUAUUAAUAGAUUCUGAUGACGAGCUUAGGCCUGAGGAGAAGAAUGCUGAAGAUUCCCCAGACACUAAUACUUCAACUGAUAAUCAGGAGUGUAAUGAUAAGGAGGUGUCUAACAGCGAGCAGAUGGAGCCACAAGUAUCAUCAGAAGAGGAAUGUGAAGGUGAAAUACCAAAGAUGGAAACUGAAGACACGAAAACCUUGUUGGAACCAGAAAACGAGGUUCCAUCGUCGAAGGACGUCGAUGAUAAAGAGUCUGACGACAUGGACGAAGAUAACAAUCAGAAAUCGAGUCAUGGUUCUAACGAGAAGGUGUCCAAGACCCAUAAGCACUCCAGCAAGGAGGGUCAUCGAAGGUCCAAGGGUAAGAAGGCUCCUGCGAGGAGCAAGAUAGCUGAUUUGACAAGUGACAGCGAGGGCAGCGAGGACGAGGACAAAACCGAGUUACAGAACAAGAGUAAAAUAGUGAAGAGUGUCUUUGGCCGAGUUUUUGGCGGUGAGAAGGCGGACAAAGUGAAGGAGGUGCUGAACGACUGGGUGUCCAAGUCAGAGGACGACUCGGACGCUUCAAGAAGUGACUUCAGGUCUACUACUCCCAAUGAAUUGAAUGCUGAAGAGACCUUAGAAGCAAGGAACGAGGAGAAACGACAUUUAGUUACAUCUGUAUCUUCUACCAUUAAAAAGAAGCCUGGAAGGAAGCCCAAAGACAGUUCCUCAAUCGACAGGACCAAAGAGAAGAACCCAUUGUCUGAAAAUCGAGAGGAACUUCGGGGCAACAGGCAUUCGAAAUCAAGGAACAGCUCGGGUAAUCGUAAAAAGUCUGAAGAGGAGGCUUCUGAUUAUUAUUUCCUGGUGCUACCACCGAACAAGAGUAGGCACAGUAAGAAGAUAGCUGAAGAGAGGAUCUCUAGAGCCUUCGAUGGAGUUAGAAUGUUCGAAGAGUUUCUAGGUGGUGAUCAGAAGGAGGGGAACUAUGGAUUGAGAAGCCAAAGUAAGCCUGACUUGACCAUCAAGGACAGUGGUUACGGUUCCUUCAACUAUGAUGAAGAUUCCUCGAAGAUGGUUUGCUCGGAGGAGCCUCUGGAGGAGGAGCAGAAACUCCUGAAGAAAAGAAAGUCAUUGUCGUCUAAGACGAGCAAAAGCAAAACAGACAGUGAUGAUUGGAAGGACCUGGUAAUGGAAAUGAGGUCGUUGAAGAGCAGUAAGGAACCGACUGAUGAAGAGGACAAUUCUGUCAAGGAUAUUCCUGAACAAGAACCCCUGUCUAGUAGAUUGUCAGCUGACUUGAAAUCUCGCAGCUGCAGCAGCUUAGCUCCCAGCAGUGUGAGGAACAGAUCACCAAGCAUGGACAGGAACUCUCAGAGCACUAGGGACACCGACGUGGACGAGGAAGAUGAAGAUAUUGGUCGUGGGAGGAUAUCUCCACUGUUCGUUCGUGAGACACCUGGUAGCUCAAUAGAAAGCAGUUCCAACAGUGAGAACGAAGAAGAUGAUGAAAAUGUUCUUGGUAAUGAGAGUACGGUGAGGAAGAGAAGCUCCAGUGAAUUUUCUGGGGAGAAGAUUGUGAUCAGAUCACCCUCUUCCACUCACAAAGGUGAAGUGGUUACCAUUGCACCCACUGAUGCCAUUGAGGACAACGCUUUGGAUGUUCCCCAGGAAAUAGAGACUGCGAAGCCCAGGCAGGGCAAGGUUUUGAAUUUUGACGAAGAACUGUUCGUUGAGUGCUGCUCCAGAUUGAAGGCCACCACUGAGAACGAGCUCAGAGGGGCUAAGAAGAUUAAAUUGGAUCACAACGAAGGUUACCACAGGAAGGAUGAACAGCAACAAGGGCUCAGAGGGCCUAGAGAUAGAUGGAGAGAUGUUGAGAGUCAGAAUAGUCUGGGGAGUCUGCUAGAAUCCGUGAAUCAGUUCAAUGAAUUCCAGUUGUUGGGGGAAGAGAUGUACAGCACCAGGGAAAGGGAUUACCCCAAACGAGCUGGUAGAAAUCUGAGAAGCGAACACUCAAGUAGAUCAGCCAGUCCAGACAUGUCCAGGGCUGACAAUCUGGGCUACGAAGACAGUCUUGACGUUGCAUUUGAACACAACAACAAGCUCAGGGAUAAAAUUCAACAACGUAUGAGGGAGAGUGAAAAUCUGAUUGCCAGCACAUUUGGGAAAAGCAGUAACGAUAUUGCACAUCAUAACAAAAAUAAUGAACAAGAUCUGAGGAAUUCCUACUCUCACUUGCAAGAUCAAGGACAAGUAUCUGGUGCCAGUCUAUCUAAUAGAAGCUACAGUGAUGCUGUGCACAUUAGAAAUCUACAGGAACAGCAGAAUGCUGCAAAAAUGCAUUUGGACUCUGGAUUUAAGAACAAGAUGAACUCCUCAUUGGGUGGUUUAUUGGACAAAGCCUUAUCAAACUUGCUGCACAGCAAUGGGAAACAUGAUCACAAUGGGUCAACGCCAAUGAAGGUUCUAGCAGAGCUAGCAUGUGCCCGAGCACCAACAUCCACAACUGGGCUGCCAAUAUCUCAAGAAUUGGUCCAACCAGCAAAGACCUCACCAAAUAAAGAAUCAAUUCCCGACCCGUGUCCAGUAACUGUACCAAAAGACAUUCAGAAGAAGCCUAGGAACCCUAUAAAAGAACUUUUUGAAAGGAAGAAGGAAAUGAAUGAAAGGAAGCAGCAGGAGAAAUCAAAGACAGAGGCUGCUCUUCGAGAACUGAAUGUUCAUCGACAACGUAAGACGAAGAAGAUGAAAAAGCAUCAGGACUUUCCUCUGAUUCGUCGUGGUGAACACGGCGGAGGGUUAGGUGAGAGAAAGAAACGUCGCGAUGGCUUCGAGAGGAAAGAAGAAUUCGUUUCAGACAGGAUAAAGGACGUUUAUGACUUCGACGAAGAGGAGAGUCAGAUAGAGCCGAAUCUGGGCAGUGUGAUGUCUUAUAGAAGCAGGCCAGGGUACGAAGUCAGCUGCCUGAGGACUAAAGAGGUCGACGUGGCAGGAUUAAUGUCCAAGGCCAUCGGUGAGAGCUUAGAGAAUGGAAAAGCUGGGGAUGCUUUGAGCAGUAGAUUGGAGUCUAUGAUAGACAGGAAGUUCAAGGAACUAGAAAAAUUUGCCCCGAAGACGAAGGGUGCUUUGAAGUCUUUCCAGAGCGAGGACCAACGACAGAUCACUGGACCAAUGGACGAGUUUGUCGAGAGGAAGCAAUUGAAAUCUAAACGUCCAGUGGAGCAAUCUCUGAAGCAUUCGAAGCUGAAGAAACGUAAUAAAAACCCUAAGAAGAAGACUAGGAACGCCUGGUACGAGAACGACAGCUCUGAUGAAUAUAGAACGACUGCUGUGAAACCGGAGGACAUUGGUGUAGGGAUCUCGAAGAGCCAGAGAACCUGCUCGAAAGGAAAACAGAACAUAUUUGCUGAACUGUACACUUCAUCGGAGAGCGAAUUCGAACACGAUGGGGUAAACUAUGAAUCGAAGAAGCAGCGAAGAGCGAAGAAGGGUGCAAAGAAAGUUGCUGAAUCAGAGGAUCUCAAACAGAAUCAGGAAUCGGUUAACAAAUAUUCUUCUGAGAACGAGGAUCGUGAAAACGAUGAUUGGAGGGAUCAGGAUUUAAAGGACGACGUCAAGCACGAGUCUGAUCACAAGAAAUCUGAAUCAGAAAUGUCGGACCAUCCUCUGGUGAUCGAUGAGAGAAAGGAUGGAGAGGAUCAGAGAAACAGCGACGAAGAAACUGAGACCCAAUACGAGAGAAACUACGAAAUGGACGAUUUAUAUAGGGAAGACAGUUCUAUCGUUGAUUCAGACGUCGAGGACUCUGUAACCACAGAAGCUCAGAACGUCCCAGAUGAAUCCAGAGUGAAAAAUUCAAAUUCAUUGCAAGAGAAGAUUAAUGGCAAGACAAACUGUAUACGAGAUGAAUUGAUCCCACUGGAAGAAGCUUUGGAUAUGUUGGACCAGGCUGAUAACGAAGCUUCAGAAGCAAAUUACAAUGUCGAUAGAAACGUGAACUCUUUAGAAGAUGGUGACCCAGUGAUAACAGCAGAACCAGAUAUCAGUGAGACUUUUAAUCCUGUCGAGGAAUCAGCAGUGAAGUCUCCUAGUCUUCUAGAGGAACAGGACCAGGAAUUAGAGCAGGAAGAAGAACCUGACAAUGACCUUCUGUCCCUACCAGAAAAGCUGUCCAGCAAUGAGAAGCCUCAGAAAGAGUCUGACAAUCUUCCUCUCCAUGUGUUUCUCAGCAGGAAGGUACAGGAGUCGAAGAAACGAAAGGAACAGCAGCUGAAGAAAAUGCAGGAGGAGCAAGAGAGGAUCCUUAUGGACUUUCAACCGACCAGAAGGCAAAGGAAGUGCGCCAUUGGGAAGCAAGGGCUGUUAGCAGAGAUCAGUAGCUCGGACGAAGAAAUAAGUCCCAGGGACAGGAGGAGCAACGAUAAAUCCGAUCACGAUAAGCCACGUAAACAGAAACGAGAGUCGAAGGAGAAAAGGAAGGAGAGGUACAUCGAGAAGAAGCAUGAACAAAUGAUAGCCAAGGAGCAGAAGGCUAUAGAGGAGGAGAUCUUAAGAGAGGUUGGCAAGAAGAAGGAUUCUCUUGCUAUGAAUCCUCAGAACUGCAAAUCGGAUCUCAGCGACGCUCAUGACCCAGAGAAGCUGGAAUCAAUGGAAGAUAAAAUUGAUCAGGAAGUAAUGCAGAAGAAGAAACAUCAGGCAAAAGAGAAACAGAAGAAACAAAGCAAAGUGGAUGAAGAAAUAAAUGUGAAACAUAAUAACGAAGGCUUGGAUGAUCCAGAGGGUAAUUGUAAUAAAUCUAUAUUGGCAGAGAGCAACCAUGAAGACACGAACAAUCAAGAAUCUCCUGUGAAACAGAAAAGGCACUCCAAGUCUCCGACGAAACCAAAGAGGACUUCUAAAGGGGACGCGAAGGUUGCAAGUAAAAGGAAUAGAAACGCGAACUCUGACAAGUCGAGGAACCGGGCCGACUCCAAAGGAUCCAGGGACAAGGAACGUAGAUCGUCUAAUGGGAAACACGAUUCCGAUGAUGAAGAAUUAAAGACAACGAAAUCGUGGAACAAAGUUGAAGAAGGUGUGGGGGUGGCCAUUGGCCGACGAAAACGCGCUGCUGCAAACCAGUUGUAUUAUUGGUCCAGCUCCAGCGACGAGGAAGAGAUGCUUGAAGUGGUCCCUGUGGUCGAGGAAGAGGAGGACGACCGCCAGGAACAACACGGCUGGAUCGUUGGUGAUUCCCAUAAGAGAAUGAUCACCAUGCUCGCCAUGGAGAAGCAGCUGAAGGAGAAACGACGAAGAAGCGAGGACGAAUUCGAACCCGGCAGAGCAAAGAGCAAAAAGCAUAGAAACAGCACCUCUUGAUACGUAUUUCAUGACUAGGUUUGUUGAAGUGACUAGAAACAUACUAAAGAAUUUACUCUUUUUUUUCUUCUUCUUAGGAACAAUAACUUUCAUUAAUUAAGUUCCUUGCAGUGAUUGGGAACAGAAGGAAUAUACAGUUCCUUUUUCCAAGUCAGAAGAAGUAGUUGAUGAUUAAUGCUAAGAACUGCGAUUCUUAACCAAGUGUAUUUUAUAAGUGUGUUCAUCGAUGAACUGGAAAACAUGAUACUUAGAGGAGAAUGAUAAACAUACCUAGAAGAAAAUGGAUGAAGUAAACUGAAAAGUUCAGCAGCAACUUUUUAUACAUAUUUCAUGACUGGGUUUUCUUUUUUCUAAAAUCAGGACUGGGAUUUCUUAAUGCACGCAAUGAAAAGAUUAGAAGACUUUUGUAAGCGAAAGUAGCAUAACUGGAUCUUUUGAUACUAGUCUUAGACUCAUGGAAACAGACGAAGGAAUUAGAUUCAAUAAUGUAGCUAAACGAAUGCUGUUCCUUCCCAUGGAUAGUAAUAUAAGUCUGAACCAGCAGUUUUUUGCUGAAGGGACAGCAACAAAGGAAUAGUUUAUAUAACUACUUGGUCUGAUGAAACAGAAGCAGAGUACGAUGAAAAUUUGGUGUGAUGACUAUGUCGCAUAGUGAUCAGAACUGAUUGGUUCAAUAUUUUCCUUUGUGUUCUUUUCUGAGGUAUACACAUGAGACAAUGCAGUUGUGAUUGCACUUCUGUGGGAAUUUAGUUUAUUAAUUCUUAUUUUGAAUUUCUUUAAAAUGUGGCGUUAUUCAAACGACUAAUGUAACUGCCAGAACAAAUUCAAAAUUUAUUUUAUAGGUUUUUAAUGGAACGUUCAAGGUGUGUGUCGAAUUUUGAAGUGACUAAGAACGUGUUGUGAUCAAGUUAUAUAAGAAGAAAAAUGGCAAAAAACCAUGUACAUAGCAGCUUGGCAUUAUACAGAAAAAAAAGGCUAGCUCGUGUAACGUUAAGGAUAUAAUAAUUCCAAGCCCUUAUAAAUAUUAUAAAUAUAUUCUAUCUUAGACUGAAUGUGAGGAAUAGUGGACAUAAACAAAUAUAAAAAACAGUGUAUGAAAAAAGAGCACCUUUAGACAAUACUAGGACAUUUAAUACGUUUUAGUUAACGUAGUGGAUCUUUAGGUGACUUUAAAAAAAAAAAAUGAAAAAAAAUGAAAAAAAAAGUACUGUGUAAAAUGAAAGAUGAAACAGCUAAUUUAGUUUUUUGUGAAAGGACGAUGUAAAAUGGGGUCCAAUCGAGUAGCGUGCUUUCGCCGGCUUUUUGUGAUUCGUACAUAUCGCGAUAAUCUAACAAACAAAUUGCCGGUCGUUUUUUUUUUUUUCAUAAUCCGACAGGUUUUACAGAGAAAUUUAUUCUGAGCUAAAAAUCAUCCACCUUCGAUACGUCGUGUUAGCACAUUUAGUCGUACAGCGUAUAAUGAAAUCAAUUUUUUCGUUAAAUGCGUUUGAAUUUUCCUAGAUCUCAUGUCAUGGCAUCAGCCACGUAUUUAAGAAUGAAGCUUGUAAUGAUAAAAAGAAAAAAGAAAUGCGAGGAACGAUAGGAAACUUUUCCUUUCUUACGCUUAGUUGAUGCACAUAAUUCUAAGUAGAUUUUCAUUUAUAUAUAUUAUAAAUAAAUGAGUAUAUAUAUAAAUAUGAACAGAAAUAUGAGAAAAUAAAUUGAAUGUAUAACAUGAAACGAUAAAAAAAAAAAAAGCUGUAUAAGGAAAUAGACUUUAAUGUAAAUGUACUGCCAUAAUCAUAUUAUAUAUGAGAGCCUAUGCGAAUAGUUAUAUUAAUAUUAAUUCCUGUAAAAAAAAUGAACAACCAGAAUGACAGCGAUAACAAGAUAGUUAGCACAAAACUAGGCAACAAUCCAAUGUAAAUAGAGCAUAUUUUCAAUGUGUCUGGAAAAGUAUGUUUUGUAAUAUAAGGAUUACAAAGGAAAAUAAAAUUAUUAAA
Messenger RNA from Osmia lignaria (orchard mason bee), 23225 nucleotides. Lineage: Eukaryota; Metazoa; Arthropoda; Insecta; Hymenoptera; Megachilidae. The record is from RefSeq and is a predicted model, not a curated record.